Messenger RNA from Malania oleifera, 2136 nucleotides. RefSeq names its product protein Brevis radix-like 4. Lineage: Eukaryota; Viridiplantae; Streptophyta; Magnoliopsida; Santalales; Ximeniaceae. The transcript has 5 exons. Bases 771 to 1877 code for a protein of 368 amino acids. The record is from RefSeq and is a predicted model, not a curated record.
GAAAACCCUAUGGUGGCCGUCACUUGACUCACUCCCGAGAGUAGGAGAAACUAUUUUUUAGAGAGAGAGAGACAGAGAGUGUGUGUGUGUUAGUAGGUGUGAGAGAGUGUUUCUUACUCAUUUUGCCUGGCACUGUCACUGGCACUGGCACUGGCCGGUGCUCGUGGAGAGAAUGAAUGAAUGGAGAAUGCAAUCAAUACGUUCAUCCAUGGAAACCUCAGAAAUCGCCCGAAAUUAAAGCCCUAAUUUCGCCAUUAACGGCACUUCCUUAUAGCUCCACGCCUCUCCCUCCCACUCUCUCUCUCUCUCUCUCUCUCUCUCUGUCACAUUCAACACUCCUCGGUUCCUAGUUCCUUCUCGUUUCUGGAGCUUCUCUCUCUACUCGUUUUCUCGCUUCUGACUCUAUCUGCGACAGGUCUUGCGGUUGAGUUAUAUCACUCACGUGUUGAAUCUGAAGAGACUAAUCCUCGGAGUUCGAGUUUUGUUCUGUGGAUGCGGGAGUUGGAUAAACUUAGGCGUUUGACCAGUUUGGUUCCUUAAUUGCUCUAUCGCGGCGAUACGGCUUGAUUCUUCUCGCUUGUUUGGGUAUUUGCUUAGCUUCAAUUCGAGGCGUGUUUUGGUGACUAUGUGCCAAGAUCUUUGAGCCUUGAUCGAGGGCCGUGAUCGAAGUCUGAGUACAAAACUGUGAAUCUGGCUUCCAGAAGGAGACUCUGAUCCACCCGCUGUAAGUCUUCCGGCGAAAUCCGGUGGUCACAGGCGGAGAGUCGAAGAUGUUGACGUGUAUUCCGUGUUCGAAGCAGGUGAACAAUGGAUCUCUUCACCGACGAGAAGAGGAGGAAACCACCUCCGGUACGCCGAGCACAAAGCAAGCCAUCAAAGCUCUCACUGCUCAGAUCAAGGACAUGGCAUUGAAGGCUUCGGGAGCGUACAAGCACUGCAAACCGUGCUCCGGUUCGUCGAGUCAGAGUCAGAAAACGAAUUAUGCGGAAUCCGAACCGUCGGAGAAGCUCCAUGGUUCGUACCGGCGAACAGCGAGCUCGUACACGGCGGCGAGGGGGCUGAGCAAGGAGGUAGAGGCGAGAUUGAAGGGGCUUUCGAGCGAGGAAGGCACACCGGCGUCGGUGAGCGGGCGAACUGAGUCCGUAGUGUUGACGGAGGAAGAUGAGCCCAAAGAAUGGGUUGCGCAGGUGGAGCCUGGUGUUCUCAUCACCUUUGUAUCCUUGCUGCAGGGAGGUAACGAUCUCAAGCGGAUUCGAUUCAGUCGCGAUUUCUUUAACAAAUUGCAAGCUCAACGGUGGUGGGCAGAGAACUGUGACAAGGUCAUGGAAUUAUACAAUGUUCAGAGGUUCAAUCGCCAAGCAGUCCCAUUACAGACUCCAUCAAGAUUGGAGGAUGAGACCACAAAGCUUGAAUCUGUUGAGGAUAGCCCUGUGACACCAUCAGUGAGCAAAGAGCGCGUGCCCUGCAACUUGCAUUAUCCAACAGGGGUUGGACACUCUUCAUCAGAUUCACUUGACCACCGCUCAAUGCAGAAGCAUCAGCACCAUGAUUUGGCUGGUGUUGCUGCUUCAAACCCAAAACUCUCCAACAUUAGUGCUGCAAGAACUGAGACAUCAUCAGUAGAUGCUUCUGCAAGGACUUCUUCUUCGCAAGAGGAAGAUUGCUCAGGGGAGCUCUCCAUUAGCAAUGCCAGUGAUAUGGAAGAAACUGAAUGGGUCGAACAGGAUGAGCCAGGAGUCUACAUUACUAUCAGGGCAAUGCCAGGUGGCAUUCGGGAACUCAGACGUGUCCGAUUCAGCCGAGAUAGGUUUGGAGAAAUGCAUGCGAGGCUGUGGUGGGAAGAGAACAGGGCAAGGAUACAUGAACAAUACUUGUGAUUUAGUCUAUAUACGAUUUGUAUUUGUAGGUGCCAGCUUUUACCAGCAUGCAUAUAUGUAUGUAUGCUAACUUUGCUUCAUUGCCCAUAUUUCAUUUGUGAGCUCUUCUUCUUCUUCUUCUUCUUCGUCUUCUUCUUUUUUUGUUGGGGGAGUUCCAGUGAUGGUGCAAAUUGUUGGGUAUUUUGGUGAGGGGAUGAUGCCAAAUUUAAGCUCUCUGCAGUUAAUAAAAAUCUUUUACAGCAUUAUAUGCUUUUCCGCA